CUGGAAUCGAAUCUUAUCCAAUGUGAAAAGAUAACUGAAAUAGACUCGCUCAAGCCAAUACUUACUAUUAGUACACUGCGCCAAGAUUAUCACUUAUAUUGCGAGCCACUGCCUCAGCCGCUCUCCCCUCAACUCACAGAACAGUAGCUUGUGAUCCAUAACCCUGAGAGUCGACAUGUCCCUCCCAACGCAUACCCCAGUGUGGCGUGUCAAGAAUUCCCCUGUAGAGUCUGUAGUUCUUGAAUUUUCCGAUGAUGCAACAUUUGCUUUGACAGAAGAGCCUCUGCCUCACAUGGAGGAUGGAGAAAUGCUCGUGGAAAAUGUGUACAUCUCCAACGAUCCUGCGCAACGAGGCUGGAUCCAGAAAGGUGUCUCACCAGAGCGCCUCUACGUCGCUCCAGUGCGUGAGGGCGACGUAAUGGCGGCUCAUUCCAUUGCUCGUGUUCUCGCAAUCCAAGACAACACUAGUGGAUUUAAGGUAAACGACCUCGUUUAUUGCAUGACUGCUGGGUGGCGACGAUACGCAGUGGUCAAAACAGGCCCCUCGGCAUGCCUACCCGUGAUGGUGCCCGAAAAUGUAUCACCUACUGCCUCUCUCGGUCUGUUCGGAGUCCCUGGGUUCACUGCGUACUAUGGUCUGCAGGAUAUCUUGAAACUCAAGGAAGGACAGUCGCUGAUUGUCAGUGCGGCUGCGGGCGCUGUCGGCAACGUCGCCAUCCAAUACGCCAAGAAGGUGAUCAAGGCCAAAAAAGUGAUUGGGAUCGCGGGGACAUACGAAAAAUGCCAAUGGAUCAAGGAACUCGGUGCAGACGUCGCCCUUAAUUAUAAAUCAGAUACAUUCGCUCAAGAUCUUAUUGACGCCACCCCGGACUUUGUGGAUGCAUACUUUGACAAUGUGGGCGGUUCUGUCCUGGAUCAAGUGAUUCCACGAAUCAGCCCGAAUGGUCGCAUCGCGGCUUGUGGCGCUAUUUCAGGAUACAAUAAGGACACGGGUAAACCCACGAUGGGUAGUACCUGGGUCGAAGUAAUAACCAACCGCUUGACAAUUCAAGGUUUCGUUGUCCUUGACUUCAUGUUCCCGAAGGACGGGUCCAACAGAGUGGCCACGGAAGCCUUUCCGGACAUCGCUGGUGCACUUCAGCGGGGAGACAUCACGCUUGAACGGGCCGAGGACAUUGUGGAGGUACCUUUCACAGAUAUUCCACUGGUUUGGGGAAGGCUCUUCACUGGUGCCAAUACUGGGAAGUUGGUGACGAGGCUUAAAUUUAGUGCAUGAUACAAUGGCAAUAAGCAUGUACAUGUUAAUACUCUUUUGACAGUU
This is a messenger RNA of Suillus paluster, 1321 nucleotides long. RefSeq lists its product as uncharacterized. Gene Ontology annotation, molecular function: oxidoreductase activity, acting on the CH-CH group of donors, NAD or NADP as acceptor. The record is from RefSeq and is a predicted model, not a curated record. The transcript is spliced from 8 exons. NCBI's taxonomy places the organism in Eukaryota, Fungi, Basidiomycota, Agaricomycetes, Boletales, Suillaceae. The coding region runs from base 176 to 1276 and encodes 366 amino acids.